This is a messenger RNA of Didymodactylos carnosus, 2231 nucleotides long. The record is from the annotation of a GenBank genome assembly. Lineage: Eukaryota; Metazoa; Rotifera; Eurotatoria; Philodinida; Philodinidae.
ACAAUAUGGAAGCAAAUAUCCUGCUAGUGUGCUAGGUUCUGAAAAGACAAUAGAGCCAUAUAAAAGAUGUGAGAAUGUACUUUCGUCGUCAUUAGAAAACGCCAGCUUUAAAAGUUUGGGGAGAUUCUUUUUAAAUUUUGUUUCGUUGCUGAGAAUUAUUCAUGUUUUCUAAACCAGAGACGAAAAACUGGAAAUUGAGAAACUCGAAACAGACGAGAGAAAAAACAGGACAAAGAACAAUGUCAGACAGACAACAAGCGAACAAGCAGGAAAUUAUAGUUCAUUUUACUUUCGAGAGUGGUCCCAUGUUGGAAUUCAAACGGGAACUACGUGGGUUAUGGGAAAAAGUACUACAUAUACAACGGUUCUUGUAUGAAUACUGGUCGACUGCAGAUAGAAACACGAAGCAACAAGUCUUUACAUCCGCUCCUCGUCAAGAAAAAGUCAUCUGAACUGAACUGAACUGAAAUUUAUUUCAUCAAAUACAUGCAUCAAGAGAGAUGUUAAACAAUCUAUUGGUUAUUUAGGAUUAAAAUGUCCGUAAGUCACCUGAUGAGCCCCUUAAGCAAGGACCGGUCAUGGUAUUGCUUCGAUUCUUAUUCUUCUCUAAAGUUUAUUUCAUAAUUCUUACGCCUGUUUUUAUGCGUACACCUUCAAAAUUUCUCUUUUUGUAUAAUCAUUAUCCAACAGUCAGAACGGACGAAAGAAACAAACAAAAAAUGAGCUGUUGGUUUUUUUCGUUCCUUAUCUAUAAGUUAAAAAAGACUUUUUAUUCAAAGUAAGAAGAUAUAAUUCUUCGUUUAUUAAGUUUGCCCUCUUGUCAUUAUCAGAACAAGAGAAAGUCACAUUCUUUACGUUCAAAUUAGGACUGUAAAAGAUGCCGUUACGUUGAUUUAAUGCUAACUGGAAGUACAGUUACCGUUAAAAUAACGGUAACCAACUUAUCAGUUAGUGUUAAACCAACAGUAACACUAAUAGCUCAAGAUGUCUAUUUCGGACACUUGCUAUGAGACUCAGGCACAGCCAUAGACUCGUUCAUAUGGUACAUCUCGAGAACAGUCGCUGAAUCAGGAUAAGACCACACUGAGAAAGGAUAUUUUUUCCACUAGCGAAAAACACGAUCAUGGAAAGUACGUUCACCAGAAAUCGAAAAAAAGAAGUCGAAGUCCAGAAAAUAACAACCGUAAACUGAAGCUGAGCAAAAAAGUCUUGAACCAUUUUUUGCAGCUACUAAGUUAUUAUCUGGUCACCACUGUCCCACUUUAUCAUUAGCUUAUAUUGUUCUCUGAUCCUUGAAACAUUUCUUAACGGCAACUACGACGAAUGACACUUUAGAAGAUCAAAUAAAAAAUUCAGUUUUAGAACAAUUUGAGUAUUAUUUUGAACAAAAUAUAAAUCCACACCAAUCAGAAGCAGUAUUGGUAAGCAAAAUAUUUUUUAGAGAUAUCUCUCACUCUGCGUACCAACAAAAUCCUUAUACAUUAUGCUUUAAAAGAGCAAUACUGGGCUUUGACGGACAUAUUCUUAGCUUACUGCGUUUCCGUAAUGACACGUUUGAAACUAUCCUUCAGUUUUGUCAAUAGAUCGUUUAAUAAAUUUAGUCGUUAUAUUGAUGCUCUGCACUCAUAGAAGGUACACCGACUUUUCCGCGAAUUCACCCUAUCGCGAAUGAAGUUCUUCUCACACUCACUCUCAAGCUGCUUACUGCCACCACAUUACAGUUCGCGGAAAAGCCGCUUCGCCGGAAAGCCCAUUCACGGCAGAGUCGUGUCACGCUCACAGGACUUCAACUUAAUGCGGUAGUAAAGAGAUCCACGUUCCAGUCAAAUAUUUCUGCUGCACUAAUUAAUGUAUGGCGAAAACUAACAUAAUGCAUAAUUUUUUAAUUUCUCCUCAAAUAGAUAUCAGCAUAUUUGGAUCCAAGGACCCAUGCGAGUCUAACAACAGAAGACAAAGUGCAUGCGAAAGAUCUGGUUAUAGAACAAGGAAAACAAACGAACUUACCAUCAACAAAUCCUGAUCAUUCAACACAAGCUUCAUCAAGUACAACAACAUCGAAAGGUGACAAAGAUAGUAAAUUAUAUUCAUUCCUAAAAAUGACUGGUAUGUCAACGAUAUUCACUGGCUUUGGUAAGUCAAAUUCGUCAGCAUUACAAUCAACAACCCCACAAGAUAAACUGGAGAAAUUUGUUAAAUUUCCUAAAGUGGGUCGUGAUUCAACAUCGUUUUGA